Messenger RNA from Truncatella angustata, 918 nucleotides. RefSeq lists its product as uncharacterized. The transcript has a single exon. The record is from RefSeq and is a predicted model, not a curated record. Lineage: Eukaryota; Fungi; Ascomycota; Sordariomycetes; Amphisphaeriales; Sporocadaceae. The coding region runs from base 91 to 444 and encodes 117 amino acids.
UAUCAAUCUACAUGGUCUCAAACGCUGAUACCACCCACCACCUUCACCCAAACAACACUCUUUUCUGAAGCUCCUAUAUCCACGGUUGAGAUGCCGCCGCGCGGUCCUGGGCUUCCAGAGGUUAUGAAAGCCCGAAUUUCAGAACUCCGUUCUUUGGGCUGGUCGCCGAAUCGAAUCCACAAAAAGCACCCCGAUAUCAAGUUAUCGACGAUCAAAAGCUAUAUUACACGAGAAGCAGCUAUAGCUCGGCGAGCCACCGACCAUACCCCCUCGAAACGCGGACCGAAGCGAAAAUUAACUGAAGAAGACCGCGACCGUAUAUACGAUAUUAUAUACCAUGAAGACCCUCAUAUUAAGCACCGUGAUCUCCUUCAGGAGGUCGACGAUAAGGUCAAAUUAACGUCGCUUCGUAACCUUUUACGAGAAAUGGGUAAACGCAAGUAGCUCCAAAAGCGGCGACCUAUGUUAACCACUAAUCACGCCCGACAGCGUCUUCAAUGGGCUCGGCGACAUAGAAGAUGGACGGCGAUUUGAUAGCGUCGAAUACGCUAGAGUGACGAGUGUUCAGUUAAACGAGGAACUGGAAUUCAGCCCGUAUGGACUUUUACGCGAUCGUGCGAUCAAGCCCGCCUUAGCGACGAAAAAGAGGUCCGGUGUGGGAAGGGGGUAAAAAAGAUGCUAUGGGCUUGCUUUUCUUAUCACGACCGGACCAUUCUUGUUCCCCUUAACGGCGACGAGGAGUCUAAACGGCAAGGGAUUAUAACACGUAUUAUUUGAGCUCUAUACGAAAGCAUUCCUCCCGGAGUUCGUAACCCGCGAUGGUAUCUUUAUGCAUGAUAACGCGAGAGUCCAUACGGCUAGAAUAGGAAGCAGAAGGAUGGUAUACGGAUAGGUAGUAAAUCAAUGAUAUUGUAAUAC